AUGAUCGCAUUACGGGACAUUUGGAGACGAGAAGACGGAUGGAUUUCAGAGUUGGACCGCCUCAGUCCGUCUGAGCAGAGCAGAGUGUUGCCAGCCCCAUCAUCUGCUCCGGGCGCUGGAACUACAGCCCUGGGACUGUGCCCUGGGACUGUGCCCUGCCAGCCUGAGCAGCCAGUGGACCAGUGGAGCUGGCACCAUCACACCGUGGCACUUAGUGCGGGACACUCAGCCAAGAGCCCGUGA
Knipowitschia caucasica is the source of this 243-nucleotide messenger RNA. The record is from the annotation of a GenBank genome assembly. Lineage: Eukaryota; Metazoa; Chordata; Actinopteri; Gobiiformes; Gobiidae.